This is a messenger RNA of Pyricularia grisea, 2001 nucleotides long. RefSeq lists its product as uncharacterized. The transcript has 2 exons. The coding region runs from base 1 to 2001 and encodes 666 amino acids. The record is from RefSeq and is a predicted model, not a curated record. NCBI's taxonomy places the organism in Eukaryota, Fungi, Ascomycota, Sordariomycetes, Magnaporthales, Pyriculariaceae.
AUGGUCGGAAAGUCACAAGAUAUCCGGGGUUUCUUCCAACGGAGUUCGCAGCCGGAGCCGGAGCUCAAAUCACCGUCUCCCCAACCCGUCGUUUCUUCCGAAUCAUCGGCACUUUCUUCAGCCCCGCCAUCGCCUGCCUCACGUGCUUCAACCAAACGAGCCCGCUCCCCAACACCCAUCACGACCUUGCCGCCAUCCAAAAGGUCUUGUUCUUCAACCCCAGUAGAUUCUCAUUUCCGCCGCAGCACCCCACCCCAACAAUCCAACCCGGCAACUCGGCCCCGUGAUGCAGUCAUCGCCGCCUCAGAUGAUGAAGGGUCCGACUCAUCGGACUCUCUUGAAGACGUCACUGCAAUAUGGCAGCGCGUUAACCCAAAUGCUGCUGCUGCCGCUGCCGCGCCCGCUCGCCCACCUGUGGCUGCGGUUACCACCCCACCGCGGGCAAAGCGGCCUGCAGUUGCUACUACGCCCCUCACCAUUCGUGCUAAGCGUAUGAUGGCCGAGAAUCAAAAGUAUAACUUGGACGCCCUGAAGCGUUUGACCCAGGCAGACCUGGAAGCUGAUGCCAGUCAAAAGAGAGUUUCUGAUCUACUCCGGAGUAGCCGUGAGAGCAGCGCCGAGCCUGAUGUUUUUGAAGAGCAGCUGGCGAGCUACGAGGCCGGAGAGGAUGGUAAGGGCAAGAUUGGCAAGCAGAGAAUGCGUACAGCCAUCAAGAGGGUUGAGGCGCAUUCUGCCAGUCAAUGUUACUACUUUUUCGAGCAAAGUCUCCUACCAGCGACCUCGAAGCAGCUAGGGAAGGAGAAGUUUCCUACAAAUGCUGCCACGGGAUGCUGGGAAUUCUUGAAGAAUUCAAAACAAAGAUCACGUCAUUUUCUGUCUGGUCUGCCACAACAGUUGGCGAAACGACAGCACGAUCUCCCGUCAGAGCUUUUUUUCUGGAUUAUGCGACAAUUGCCUGUUGAAGAGAACAAAAUGCUCCGUCAUCAAUACAUCCUCACAGCUUCUGCAGCAGUAGCAACCACUGAACUCGGGCAUGAUAUUGAUGAUGACCUCCUUCGAGAACUGCUGAAGGGUUUGGGCAGCAAGCCCAGUAGCGUUGACGCGAUGCUUGCGAAACUCCCUCUCGAGGAUGAGCUCAAUGAGCCAUAUCCCCAUGCUGACUGGUCGCGUGUGAUAUCAUUCCUGGAUCUUCUAUCGGCAGUGGUCUCGGCUAGGAAACCUGGUACACCCCCUAGCCUUACCUUGACUGCGACUACCAAAGCAACUCAAAUCCUGCUUCGUCUAGGUCUGGACAAAGCGAUUAUGGACAACACAGAUGUGAUGAGCAGCUAUCGUUCUGCUCUCGACUGUCUCUUCGAUAGCGUCUUGGAGGGAGACUGGGACGAUUUCUGCUACGAAGCGAGUAAAUCUUUGUACAGGAGCGUUGAAACUGCCCACCUCCGUUGGCAACCACUUUCAUACAUUGUAGGAGAAACCCCCCGCUCUCAUGAUUUCAGGCGCAGACUUGCACUGGUCUUCCUGUUCGAUUCUGUGGCAUGCGCCCGUCAGGCACCAAAACAAUCGACAAAUCUGUCGGCAAUCAUUGACCAUGUGGGAUCAACUUUGAACAUCCGUAACGACACCAACUAUGAAGAAACUGCAGCCUUGUUAAGGCUACUGGAUAUUGCCAUAGAUGAUGGAUUUGGUCGGAAACAAGCCAAUUUCGACACCCAGGUUGAUGAACUUACAGCUGCACUCAAGUCAAUAUGGAGCAACAUCAUUGCAACGGGAGGCGGUCACAGUUCCAGGCUAGACGCCAAAACAUUAGCCGAAUGGAUCCCAGAUAGGCUCAAGUAUACUGUACGCACACGACGUCCACCCAAGUCAAAUAUCUACAGUACAGAGGAGGAGAAGCCUGCUGGACAAGACAUCAGGAAAAUGUUUGGUGCAAGAUUAGGGGCGAUUGUGAAGCGGGAAGACACAAUUCACGUGAAGACGGAUACCAAGACUGAAAUAGGAUGA